Messenger RNA from Dictyostelium discoideum AX4, 429 nucleotides. RefSeq lists its product as hypothetical. NCBI's taxonomy places the organism in Eukaryota, Evosea, Eumycetozoa, Dictyosteliales, Dictyosteliaceae. The transcript is spliced from 4 exons. The coding region runs from base 1 to 429 and encodes 142 amino acids. The record is from RefSeq and is a predicted model, not a curated record.
AUGGUUAUGAUGCACGAUGAAUAUAUUUCACCCACAAAACUACAAUUUGGUUUUAUGAUUGCAGUUGCAUUUCUAGGUACUAUAGGUGUAAUGGGAUUUUGUCAAAAUGUAUUUGAUAUUUUAUUAGGUGUUAUAAGUAUUCUCUCAAUUUAUAUUGGUAUGAGAGGUGUUUGGAAAAGAAAGAAAAGAUGGUUAUUUGUUUUUAUGUGGCUUAUGAUGGGUAUGGGAUUUUUACAUUUAGUAUCAUUUGCAGUUGUAGUUAUUCUUCAUCAUAAAAACCCAACUAAAAAUACUGUUUUUGGAUUCGUACCAGAUAUUGUAAUUGAUAUUUUUAGAGCAGUAUAUUGUUUUGGUUUAUCAUUUUUCACAGGUUUUAUUAGAAAUACAGUAGAAUAUAGAAGACCAACCACUCAAAUGAAUCGUAUUUAA